AUGAGCUCUACUGCGAGACAUAACCACGACCAAGACUGUUCUUGUGCGGAUCCGAACUCGCGUCUGACAAACGCCUCCCUCGCUAAGAUUGCACAGCGAAAAGAUGCAUUGGACCCACAACAACUUUCACCUCAAGACAUCGAUGCGACCGUCACCUUCUGCCUCGAAUACCUCCAAGCAACCGAUGUGCCUCUGAGAGAAAAGGGCUGUUGUACCCAUGUUAUGGGCCAACUUCACGCCAAAUUCGCCCUCGAAAUGCUCGCCAAAAUCUCUUACAUUCUCCGUCCCUCUGUUGACUCUCCGUUCGUUGCACGACUGGUAGAAGCUUGGCCCGGCAUCUGGAAGUGGCUAGAAUAUACGUUCCAAGAUUGGAUUGUCCACCCUAUGUACAAGUUCGAAUAUGGUGGCACAGAGACGGGCAGAUAUAACGCCUUCGUCAUGGUCAUAUCCUCCCUGCGCAGUUUCAUCAAGCUUCCUCCAAUUUGCGACCUUCUUCUCGCUGACCAAGGUGGUCUCCCCGUUUACCGCCUGCUUGGUUCUUGCUGGUUUUUCGAGGAUGGAGACGAAUUCAAAGAUGCAUCGAAGAAUGACCGCUUGCUUUCUGCGGCGGAGCCUCUUCUUGAUAUCACAACAUACGUUCCUGGCCGACCAAGUGACUUGUUUUUUGGGUGCCUCAUGUUCGAUAACUCACAAGACUCCCGCGAGUCUGCUCGUGUCGCUCUUAAUCACCUUAGCGUCUACCUUGACCAACCUGCUCCAUGGAGCCCUCCAUUAUUGUUCCUCCUCGACUAUCAUCUUCGAAUGCUUUCCAACAUGGUGAUCUACCCCCAAUAUCGAACUAGUCUAGUCGCGGCAUUUGGUGUCCGCACAGUCGUUCGGAUUCUCGUUGCUCUUACUUCGACAACGUAUGACGACGGCAUUGCGACAGGAAUUGCACAAGCGAUUGUUUCAGCCUUGACCUUUCUGCAUGGGACGCUACCGUCAAUCUCCGGUUAUGCUUGGACCAUCCAUUCAAUUCAAGUUGGAUUGCUUCCGGCUCUUCUGCGUGCUCAAGAGUGGAUGGAUGAUUUGCCAGAAGAUCGCGAUGCAAAGCCAUCGGUCGAGGGCUUGCUCAAGUUUCUCUCGCUGUAUACGAUCUACCCAUCCGUCCUCCGUCCACUGCUGGCUUCUCUGCGACGCAUUGAGGAGCUCAAUCUCGAGGAAAAGCUCAAGGACAGCAAGACAUUUCAUGAGUUGUAUCAGCAGCUCAAAGGAUUCAUUAAAGAGCGGAGUACAAUUUCUCCAGAUAUGGACGUGAAUAUGCGUUGCUCCACGUGUCGCAAUAUUGAUACAAACAAUAACUUUUCAAGUUGCAGUGGCUGUUUUACUGUGUCAUACUGUUCGCAAGAUUGUCAAAAGGCCCAUUGGAAGAGUGCCCAUCGUGCUGAAUGCAAAACCCUGAAGGAACUCCGAGCAGAGGGUCGUGCUCCAGCCCUUCAGCCAGGAAGCGAAGACUAUGAAUUCGCAACUCGCAAGGUAGUCAUGAACGAAAUCGGUCGCCGCAAAGCAGAAAUUGUCCCCGUUUGGCGUGCCGACCCUCCCGAGCGGACCCCUUGCCUGUCGUUUACACUCACACAGGUCGAUAAUCCUCGAGGGGUGAUAGUCGUCGGUGCCCCGGAAAAGCAGCCGGGCUACCACGAGCACCAGGAGUUCCGAGUAAGGUGGGAUGGUGUCGUGAACAACGGGCUGCACAACGAGCACAUUAUCAUUGGCAUUUCGUUGCCGUGGGGCUGUUAUGCUGUUAUGCAUUUUUUGUGGCUUGGCGCCGGUGACGAUGUCGCGCCAGGGGCUAACAUUGUCGAGCGACUGUUCCAGACGGUGGAGCUGAUGUGA
Mycena indigotica is the source of this 1872-nucleotide messenger RNA. Its product is annotated as MYND-type domain-containing protein. The record is from RefSeq and is a predicted model, not a curated record. Bases 1 to 1872 code for a protein of 623 amino acids. Lineage: Eukaryota; Fungi; Basidiomycota; Agaricomycetes; Agaricales; Mycenaceae. The transcript is spliced from 6 exons.